Messenger RNA from Brettanomyces bruxellensis, 1248 nucleotides. It is a transcript of the gene ARG1, whose product is annotated as argininosuccinate synthetase. The record is from RefSeq and is a predicted model, not a curated record. Gene Ontology annotation, molecular function: ATP binding; argininosuccinate synthase activity. NCBI's taxonomy places the organism in Eukaryota, Fungi, Ascomycota, Pichiomycetes, Pichiales, Pichiaceae. Gene Ontology annotation, biological process: L-arginine biosynthetic process; urea cycle. Gene Ontology annotation, cellular component: cytoplasm. The transcript has a single exon. The coding region runs from base 1 to 1248 and encodes 415 amino acids.
AUGUCUAAAGGAAAGGUUUGCUUAGCUUACUCUGGUGGUUUGGACACCUCAGUUAUUCUUGCUUGGUUGAUUGAGCAGGGAUAUGAUGUCGUUGCCUUCAUGGCCAAUAUUGGUCAAGAAGAUGACUUUGCUGCUGCAAAAAAGAAGGCACUUGCCAUUGGCGCUGUCAAAUUUGUGGUGGUUGACGUCAGAGAGGAAUUUGUUAAUAAGGUUCUUUUCCCAGCUAUUCAGGUUAAUGCUAUAUAUGAAAAUGUGUAUCUUUUAGGUACCGCUUUAGCCAGACCUGUUAUUGCAAAGGCACAAAUUGCAGUUGCCGAGCAAGAAGGAUGUUUUGCCGUUACUCAUGGAUGUACUGGUAAGGGUAACGAUCAGGUCAGAUUUGAACUCUCUUUCUACGCAUUGAAGCCAGAUAUCAAAGUUAUUACCCCAUGGAGAGAACCAGAUUUCAUCUCCAGAUUUGCUGGCAGACAGGACCUUAUUAAGUAUGCUGCAGAGAAAGGUAUUCCAGUGCAGCAGACUGCAGCAAAGCCUUGGUCAACUGAUGAAAAUAUGGCUCAUAUCUCGUUUGAGGCAGGUAUAUUAGAAGAUCCAAACCAUACUCCUCCAAAGGAUAUGUGGAAAUUAACCACGGAUCCUCUGGAUGCUCCUGAUAAGCCAGAAGAUUUCUCUCUUGAGUACAAGCAUGGUAUUCCGGUCAAGUUGACACUUGCUGAUGGAACAGAAAUCACCGAACCAGUGGAAUUGUUCUUGGCAGCUAACCAUUUGGCCAGAAGAAACGGUGUUGGUAGAAUUGAUAUCGUGGAGAAUAGAUUUAUCGGUAUAAAAUCCAGAGGAUGCUAUGAGACUCCAGGUUUGACAAUAUUGAGAAGAUGUCACGUUGAUCUUGAGGGAUUGACUCUGGACCGUGAAGUCAGGGCCAUCAGAGAUUCUUUUGUCACACCAACAUACUCUCGGAUUCUUUAUAACGGUAAGUACUUCACACCGGAGGGAGAGUACGUCAGAACUAUGAUUGCUCCAUCACAAAAUACCGUGAAUGGUGUUGUUAGAGCCAGAUGUUAUAAAGGAUCUUUGAGUAUCCUCGGCAGGUACUCCACAACCGAGCAUUUGUAUGAUGCAACAGAGUCGUCUAUGGAUGAGUUAACCGGAUUUGAGCCAAGGGAUGCAACAGGAUUUAUUGCAAUUCAGGCUAUUAGAAUUAAGAAGUACGGUACAGCUGCUAGGAAAAAUGGAGGAUCUCUUGAUUUAUAA